CUGCAGGGGCUGUUUCGUGUGCGCCAUGCGCUGGCCGGGGCUCUCCCCCGCUGUUAGCCUCCGCCAGCGCCGCUCGCAGGUGCGAGGAGCCGGGGCACGCCUGGCGCUAGGGCUCGUGUCCUGGCAGGGGCAGCAGGUGUGACGGCCCCACUCCGAAGCGCCCCAUUUCCAGCGCCUGUGGAUGAGGAGGGCCCCUUGGUUCAUUGAGUAACGUGUCCCGCGAGCCUGGGGGAAGUGGGCGGGACGAGCACCUGGAGAGCUGGCGGCCUGCGGGGCUGGCUGAGAGCUGCAGAGCAACCAGGAGAAAACUUCAGCUCAGGCCGGGUUACUUGUCAUGGCUUCACCAGAGCUGACUGACUAAAAGCGAUCAGAGAGACAAGAAACAUUAACAAGCCCGGGAAACUGGCUCUUAGCUGAAUAGAAUCUUGGCAUGUGCAGGAGAAGAAUCUCCCUGCUUCAAGGACAAAUGGAAUUUCACAAUGAAAGAACAACAUUCAGUGGCACCUUGAACUCAGAGAGCUAUGGCUUGGAUUGGUUUUUGUCUCUCCUCCAUGCUCUCAGCAUCGUUUUCCCACUACCUGUUGACUGCGGAGCAGCACCAUAAUGAUUCCAUUGCAUGACAGGCUUUGGGGGCCUUUGCAAGGACACACUUUGCCCCUAAAAGAACAUGGUCUAUAUACAUUUGUCACAAAUGGAGACAAUUUUACACAGAGAGAGACAAAGAAUCUUAGAAAAAUGAAGUCAAUCUUUUACCUGUGUUUUUUGAUUGCUGGGAUUCAUGCUGAUAUACCUUGCCAACAGAAUUCUAGCAACAACAGUCCUGAAAAUUACCACGGUGGAAACAGAAACCAAGUAGGGCCAGCAAACGAAAAUAUGCUGGGUCAUAAAGUAGGGAGAAGCAUUUGUCAGUUUGCAUUUUAUUUUUAUAAGGAGGCUUCUUCUCAGAGAAACAACAGGAAUGUGAUCUUUUCUCCCAUAAGCAUCUCCACUGCCUUUGCAAUGCUGACCCUGGGUGCUAAAUCAGAGACACUGCAACAGAUUCUUAGAGUGUUCCACUUUAAACCAAAUGAGAUCCAGCAAAGAGAGAUACAUGAAGGUUUCUGUCAGCUCAUGCAAUCACUAAACCGCCAGAAUGCUAACUUCCAGCUGGAUAUGGGGAAUGUUCUGUUUGUGAAAGACCAGCUGAAACUGCAGCAGCAAUUUUUAAAUGAUCUAAAAAACUUUUACAGUGGAGAAGCUUUCCCAGAAAACUUCAAGAAUGUCAGACCAACUCAGCAGAAGAUCAAUAAUUACAUAGAGAAAAAAACACAUGGGAAAAUUAUCAACCUACUCAAUAAUCUGGAUCCAGUUACUGAAAUUCUCCUUGUUAGUUAUAUUUACCUUAAAGCCACGUGGAAUAAAACUUUCAAUCCAAAGUACACUAAAGACGAUGACUUCUUUGUGGAUAGAAACACAGUUGUUAAAGUCCCUAUGAUGUUCCGGAUGGGCAUGUGCAAACACGCCUAUGAUGACCAGCUGUCUAGCACCGUGGUGCAAAUGGAUUAUAAGGAAGAAAGCAUUAAAGCAUAUUUUAUUCUGCCUGAUGAAGGACAAAUGAGGAAGUUGGAGAAUGGCUUGUCAUGUGAAAGUCUGCCUAAAUGGAGAAAAUUACUUUCAGAAAGCUCAACCAAUUUAUAUCUGCCAAGAUUCUCCAUUCAUGGCAAAUUUGACUUAAAACAAAUUCUUUAUAGAAUGGGCAUCAGAAAUGUAUUCACUAAUGAAGCUGACCUGUCUGGAAUUACUGGGAGGCCACGGCACAGGAUUUCAGAGGCUAUCCAUCAAGCCAUGGUGAAUGUGGAUGAGAAUGGCACUGAAGCUUCGGCAGCCUCUACUGUGGAAAUAGUGCCAAUGUCUACGCCUACUAACAUUAAAUUCAACAGACCCUUCAUGAUGAUGAUAUUUAGCAAUGAUACCAUACUUUUUAUGGGCAAAAUCAUGAACCCUGUGGAACAAUAGUUAUUAAAGUUCUGUAUGCAUUAACUAUGAGUAAUUGACCACCACUAUUAAAUAAAGAAACGUUUUGACCUAAUCAGCGUAGAGAUGGCUUUAGAGGCCACCUUUUCCCUUGUAGUGUUGUAUAUUUUGCUUCACAACUGAGACCUUUAAUAGAUUUUAAAUCACCAUCCCUACAGAUUAGUUUGAGUUUGCAUUUAAAAACAAAGAAAAGAAAAGGAAUUCGAGUUCAGGCAGAACUGUCAGCAGAGGUAAAAAGAGAAAAUCCUUUGUAAUGCUGAAAGCAGCAAAACAUUUUCUGGAAAGUGAGGAUCAGAAAAGAUGUUGAGAUUACUAACCUAUGCCUGCUGUACCCCUCCUGUCCACCUCCUCAUCGUGUAAAUAACAUUUGUUUUGAAUGCUCACUGACUGCCAAAUUAGUCCGUUACACUUCUUUACCACUUACAUCCGUUUUCUCACCAACCUGAGGCUCAGUCUAGCAGAUACCUAUUAACAAAUGUAGUGCUUACUACCCUGAGUGGCCCCAUUGCUGUCAAUGAGUCUGAUAAACCAUUGCCCUGUGGCCCUUUGUGCCACCCAGGCGGGUGAAAAGGGAUCAUAGAGAAGGUGUAAGGUCUCCCUGGUGAAGAACAUUGACACCUCUGUAUUGACCAUUCUAGGGUAGGACAGAGGCAUAGCAGAAUUGAGCCAGAGGAAGCAAGUGGCAGAUCAGAAUAGGAGGAGGUGUGACCGGAGUAGAACUGUGCCCCAGCAAUUCUGAAUCCUUGAAGUGGCUUCUGUGCAACACUGAAUCAAAGUUCAGUUUAGGUCAGCCCUGUGCCAGGGCCCAAGUCAAGUUUUGGAAGCUCCCAAAUAGGGAUAAUGGCUUGUGUUUCCCCAAUGUCCCUGUGUCAGUAUUUUUGACAGUAUAGGAUUAAUCUAACCCAGUGGAACCACUCACAGUAGUAAACAUCACUCUAGUAGUAAAUGUUUGCAGGAUCCAUCACUUACAGCCUAUCUGUAACUUACACCGCGUUUUACAUAACUACAUGUUUUGGCUGUGAUGCCUUGAAGUGGGCCCUGUCUGUUCCCAGAUUGAACCUUCACAGAAUAUCUGCACUCAGCUCAACACCUGCUUUAUAUUUUAAUAUAGUCACAGUUGUAUAGGAUUUCUCUUUAGUGUUAGGAUACAAAGGGUUCCAAGAUCACUUAUACUACAGAUGCUUAUUUAUAUAUUUUUCUUACCUAAAAUUUACCUUCAUACCAUUUUACUCUUUUUUCAGAAGAUCUAUCAAUAUUUUUUCUCCUAUAUUCAUGCUGAUGGUAUAUUUUCUGACCUCUAGUGGCAGAAGAGGUAAAUUACUGAGUGUUCUGUUAAUGGGUAUUCUAUGUUAUGAUUUCCAGUCUUUAUGUUUGACCUUGAAAUAUACAGACAAGUUAUUAUGUUAGAGAAAUGAAAAUUAAUAA
Messenger RNA from Trachemys scripta elegans, 3438 nucleotides. RefSeq names its product alpha-1-antitrypsin-like. Bases 604 to 1995 code for a protein of 463 amino acids. Gene Ontology annotation, biological process: negative regulation of endopeptidase activity. The transcript is spliced from 7 exons. Lineage: Eukaryota; Metazoa; Chordata; Testudines; Emydidae. Gene Ontology annotation, molecular function: serine-type endopeptidase inhibitor activity. The record is from RefSeq and is a predicted model, not a curated record.